Messenger RNA from Helobdella robusta, 330 nucleotides. RefSeq lists its product as hypothetical. The record is from RefSeq and is a predicted model, not a curated record. Bases 1 to 330 code for a protein of 109 amino acids. The transcript has a single exon. NCBI's taxonomy places the organism in Eukaryota, Metazoa, Annelida, Clitellata, Rhynchobdellida, Glossiphoniidae.
AUGAACGAGGUUAUCAGUGCUGAAGAUUUUGAACUCGACGCUCAAACAUUUCUCGCUCGAUGCAUUCCAAUAACUGAAAUUAGCACAAUUGCAAAGACUAUGACUCAAACUUCAGUUUAUUCAGUGCUGUGUCAUUACCUGUCACGUCUUCAAACGAACGGUCACAGAGUUAGCUCAAUCGGUAAAAGUGUCACGUCUCGCGCUGCUAUUCCUCGAUGGCAUGGUUCAAAUACUGUCAGUCCGUGGCAUGGUUCAAAUACUGUCAGUCCGAAACUCAAACACUGUCACACGGGAUUUUAUUCAGAAUAUAAUAAUUGCCUCUUUCUGUAA